Messenger RNA from Ascochyta rabiei, 1296 nucleotides. RefSeq lists its product as uncharacterized. The transcript is spliced from 4 exons. The coding region runs from base 1 to 1296 and encodes 431 amino acids. The record is from RefSeq and is a predicted model, not a curated record. Lineage: Eukaryota; Fungi; Ascomycota; Dothideomycetes; Pleosporales; Didymellaceae.
AUGAACAAUGAAUACCGCGACGACCCGUCCUUCAAGCCGUGGGGCCCUCUUAUCUCACCCUCCUAUGUGAACGAACCCAUAACGAGAGCGGAUAUCGUCGUCGCAUCUACAGUAUUUGCGUUGACUCUCAUCAACGUUGCCAUCGGGGUAUGGCUUGCCUGGGGACAAUCGAGGGUUUCGCGCAACCCGCUGCGAAGCGUGUACGUGUGGAUGAUAUGGCUGGAGCUGGGCAUCUCCCUUGUAAUGGGUAUUGAGUGCUUCUUGCAUUUGCAGAAGAUCAUCAGGCCUAGUUUUGCGUUCUACUUCACCAUUCUCUUCUGGUGGUGUAUUCAAGUUCAGUUGUUGCUGCAGAUCAUCAUCAACAGAAUUCGAGUCAUUAUACCUGAUCGCAGGCACUCGAGAAACAUCAUGAUCGCUACUGCUGUGUUCGUCACUGCGAUCAAUAUCAGUGUGUUCAAUAUCUGGAUACCGGCACGCCUCCAGAUCAACCACAAGUACCAUGUCAUCAACGAAUAUUGGGAUCGUAUCGAGAAGUGCCUGUACUUGAUCGUCGACGCUGCGCUAAACUGGUACUUCCUGAAGACUGUCAAGGCCAACCUCAUCAGCAAUGGUCUUACCAAGUACAACCGACUUGUUCGCUUCAAUCAGAGAAUCGUUGUCGUCUCCCUCCUUAUGGACGUUAUGAUCAUUGGAGCUAUGUCGAUACCCAACUCUUUUGUUUACAUCCAGUUCCACCCCCUCGCCUACCUCGUAAAGCUAAACAUCGAAAUGGUCAUGGCCAACCUGAUCAAACGCAUUGCCAUCUCCGCAUCUCGCAAGCCUGGCAACGCAUCACUUGCCAAUGACUUCAGAUCUUCCAACCUCUCAACCUCCGGAGCCAAGUCUGGCGGAACCGGCGCCCCGAAAAGAUCACGUCGCGAAUCCAAUCACGAGCUUGCCAGUGUCUUCUCGUACAAAGGCGACAUCUCACACUACACGGCUGAAGACCGUGUUGUCAGCUUUGCCCCUACCGGCAAUGAGAUCAAGAAAACACAUGAAGUCGUCAUCAGCAGCGAGCCAAAUCCUUUUUUUGAGGGAGGGAGGAGAGAGUCGAAUAUUGAAAUUACAGGGGGCUAUGGCUCGAAGAAAUCGGGCGUCAAUGUUGACGAAAGGAGAGCCGCCAGGAAAGGCAGCUUGGAGAGCGUCACGGAAGGGAGUGAGAGCUUGAAAGGCGGGUUAGAGACCCCGAAGCGGGACCCGAGUGAAUAUAGUGAUGAUGAGGCUGCGCUCGUUGGGCGGCGGAAUCAAGGCUGGUAG